GCGCAGCUGUCCACAGCGGGACUUUCCUUCCUGCUGGACGAGUCGGACACCGUCCUCGCGUAUGAAAACAAAGGAAAGAGCAAUGAACUGAGACAACAGGGUCACGACCCUCUAAUGUCUGCUCUGGAUAACUUGAACAGAGUUCAGCAGCUUGAGAUCAUCCACGGCUACAAUGACCUGAAAACUGAGCUGAAGGACUUCCUGCAGACGUUUGCAGCUGAAGGAAAGGUGGUGACUUCUGAUGACAUCCGUCAGUUCUUUGAACAACAAAGUCGCAAAAGACGUCGAGUAGACGCCGCACCUUUCUACUGCUCCUGAUCUGUCCUCCUUCAGUCGGGAGCCUUUUAUUUCACACAUGUUUAAUGCUUUCAUCACCAUAAAUGUUUCUGUUUGUAACAAAAUUAAACAUCGUCGGAGCAACA
Messenger RNA from Austrofundulus limnaeus, 422 nucleotides. Its product is annotated as putative E3 ubiquitin-protein ligase UBR7. Gene Ontology annotation, cellular component: cytoplasm. NCBI's taxonomy places the organism in Eukaryota, Metazoa, Chordata, Actinopteri, Cyprinodontiformes, Rivulidae. The record is from RefSeq and is a predicted model, not a curated record. Gene Ontology annotation, molecular function: zinc ion binding; ubiquitin protein ligase activity.